Molecule: messenger RNA, 492 nt
Organism: Soboliphyme baturini
Lineage: Eukaryota; Metazoa; Nematoda; Enoplea; Dioctophymatida; Soboliphymatidae
Source: the annotation of a GenBank genome assembly
AUGAACAGACAUCAAGUGAACGCUUUGGCCCCUUUCGGACUCAAUGACAAUGUGCUAAUGUUUCCUGUAAGCUCACCUAUUGAGAUUAAAAACCCUGGCAAAAGCUUCGUUGGCGGCGUCAAAUGGGUGCUGUGCAACCGAGAGCGGACGAUCGCAGCCGUGCUGUGGAGAAAUGCUUUGUUGCUCUACUACACGCAUCCCCGUGUCAUGCUCUGUUGCCACCAGCGUUCGCCGAACGACGUGUUCGUCAGGGGCGAGAACGAGUGUAUUCUGUGGAAGCCAGACAGCAGCGCUGUGUUGAUUUCGUCAAAAGCACGCUAUUUGUUUUUCUACUCGGUCGCCGUGGACGUCGAAAGCGAAUCGUACAAGUUCAUCCAUGACAAAGAUACUCCGCGGCCAGACAACAUCGAAAUGGUCGUGCGACCGAAUAUUCCGAAGGUCACAUUGACGACGUCGACAGUCGUUCAGCUGUCCAGCAGGGCGGUGACGUAA